AUGCAAUUCAAAUCUGUUUUAAAUUUACUUGUCGCAGCCCUCGUGGCUGCUCCUUCUGCUGCUCAGCAUAUUACCAAGGACACUACUGAUAGUAAAUUUGUUACUAUUACAGGUAAUGCCAUUGUUGAUAGAAAUGCUUGGUGGACCAUCUAUGAUGCUAAUAUUAUUUUUCCUCAAGCUCUUGUUAUUUCUGGUGGAUUUUACUAUUUCCAUGACACUGCUCGGGGAAGUAUGCCAAUUAGAGGAAUGUAUACCUUCUCGAACUCUGGUAUUGCCUUCUUUAAGUCUGUGGAUGCUUCCAUUGCCAUUCACUUUCUUACCAAUACUUUUACAAACUCCGGUGAUUUCUUCUUCCUUGGUCAAAAUGCUCCUAUUUCUCUGAUGUUGAUUCCUGGUGUUUGGACAAAUACAGCAAGUGGAACUUUUAACUUGUACUUCGAUACCAGACCAACCAAUGGUGCUAUCUUAGGUAACGCUGGUAACGCUUUUACUAACUACGGUCAAAUUUGUAUGAGAAAUUAUUUCAUGGACAGUCAGUUAGUUAAGGGUAAUGGUUGUAUUAACAUUGGUGAGAACUCUGUCUUCAAGUAUCAAGAUGCAACUCAGGUUUUCCCAGCUCAACAAAUCCUCUACCUUUCAACCCCAACAUCUGGUUUGUGGGUUGGUGCAACCAGACAAUUCAUUGCCUAUUCAGUUGCCGGUUUUGGAGGUGGUAACUACAUUGCUCACACCAAGGCAAUUAAAUCCUUUUCUUACAAUUCUGGUAAUGGGGUCUUAACUGUUGUCACUGUCUCUUACACCAUGAAAUACACCAUUGGUAUGGGAUAUGAUGAAGAUUUGUUUAGCAUUGUUCCAGUUAUCUCCAUGGGUCCAGGUAUUGGUGAUUCCGUCCUCAAUUCCGCCAUUACCUAUUACGGUGAUGUUCCAUCCCUUAGUUUACCUGCUGCUUGUAAGCCAUGUAAGGAUGAACCAGUCUUCCCACCUUUACCUAAUUAA
Molecule: messenger RNA, 996 nt
Organism: [Candida] anglica
Lineage: Eukaryota; Fungi; Ascomycota; Pichiomycetes; Serinales; Debaryomycetaceae
Source: the annotation of a GenBank genome assembly